Molecule: messenger RNA, 2333 nt
Organism: Megalopta genalis
Lineage: Eukaryota; Metazoa; Arthropoda; Insecta; Hymenoptera; Halictidae
Gene: tos
Product: Exonuclease tos
Biological process (GO): mismatch repair; DNA recombination
Cellular component (GO): nucleus
Molecular function (GO): DNA binding; 5'-3' DNA exonuclease activity; metal ion binding
Source: RefSeq, a predicted model, not a curated record
CUAGUAAUGAAUUAUGUUCAAUGAUUGAACAUAAUUUGGCGGUAAUGCGAAUAACGAUACAUGGUGUGUGUAACUCAGAUCAGAUAUUUGAGUGACUGCUUGGUGCCUUUGUUAAAAGUUAAAUAUGGGUAUUACGGGUUUACUUCCAUUCUUAGAAAAAUCUUCGAGAAGAACAAAUAUUAAUGAAUUCAGUGGUGGUACUGUUGCUAUUGACUCUUAUUGUUGGCUACAUAAAGGUGUUUUUACUUGUGCUGACAAAUUGGCCAUGGGACAACCGACAGAUGCAUAUGUUCAUUAUUGUAUGAAAUUUAUAUAUAUGUUACUUAGUCAUAAAAUUAAACCAAUUCUUGUAUUCGAUGGACGACAUUUGCCUGCAAAAGCACUAACUGAGGAUAAACGACGAGAAGCCAGACAAAUUAAUCGUAGCAAAGCAAUUGAAUUAAUAAAAAUGGGGCAACAUGCAGAAGGAAGAAAUUUGUUAAGAAGAUCUAUAGAUGUUACACAUGAAAUGGCUUUGCAAUUAAUUAAACAAUGCCAAAAAAUGAAUAUUGACUGUAUUGUAGCACCAUAUGAGGCAGAUGCCCAAUUGGCGUAUUUAAAUAUUAGUGGAAUUGCUGAUGUUGUUAUUACAGAAGAUAGUGACCUAACAUUAUUUGGUUGCAAGAAGGUAUUUUUUAAAAUGGAUGUAUAUGGUCAUGGUACUUUGGUAGAUCAAGAACAUUUACAUCUUGCUAUGGGUCUGCAGGCAGAACAAUUUAGUAUGGACAGUUUUCGUUAUAUGUGUAUUUUAUCAGGCUGUGAUUAUUUGCCUUCCCUCUCUGGUAUUGGGUUGACUAAAGCAAAAAAAUUUAUUAUGUUAAAUACGGACUGUGAUAUAUACAGGGCUUUAACUCGUUUGGGAUCUUAUUUAAAGAUGAAAUCGUUAGUUGUAACAAAAGAAUACAGAGAUGCAUUUAUAUUAGCAGAUAUUACUUUUAAACAUCAAUUAGUGUUUUGUCCUCUACAAAGAAAACAAGUUCGCUUGAAUCCACCUUCACCCGACAUAACAGAAGAGCAAUUAUAUUAUGCUGGUGUAGAAACAAAUCAAGCUGAUGCACUUCAAUUUGCUUUAGGAAAUUGUGAUCCAUUUUCUUUAGAAGUGCUUCAUAAUUUUGAUCCUGAUAAAGAGGAGAAUCAAAAUAGAUCUAAUGCAUGGGGUCGAAAAUCAGUUCAACUUCAGCAUACUAGUAUUUGGUCAAGAAACUAUCAAUUAAAAGAAAAUUUCAUCGAAAAGUCUCCUCACAAUAAGUGUCAACAAAAGACUGCCAAUAAAGAGAUGAUUCUCCAAACCAAUCGUUUGAGAAGGUCUAUUUUACCACAGCAUGAAGAUAAUACCGAAUGUACAGAGCUGAAUCGAAAUGAAAUUUUAAAUAUCUAUGAAUCUAAGGACAGUAGAAUAGAAAAUAAUUUAGAAACAAACUUAUCUCUUAGUGAACAAGAAACAUCUCCUAUUUUAAUUAAACGAAUAAAUCCUUUCUCUACACAGACAUCCACUGAUAAAACUUCUCCAAGUCUUUUGUCUAGAAGCAGAAGUCGUAUAAAGGGAAGAGGCAAAAUACGUGUUAGAAGAACAAUUAUAAAUGAAAACGUUACUGAAGAAAGUAAAUUCUUUGCUAACACAAGUAUAAAACGUGAUAAUAAUAACAUAAUUGACUGUGAUGCAUUGUAUGCAUCUAGAAAUUCAAAUGAAAUUUUUCAAGAAGAAAGAGAUAGGACGACUGAAGAAAAUAAUGCCACUAAUAACAUUAAUGUUCAAUCCCUAAUAACAACUGACAAAAUGGAUACAGAAUCAUGUUCCAUGGAUAUAGACGAAGAAUGUAAUACAGCAUUUAUAUUAAAUCAGCGCAAUGUUAUUGAUGACUCAAAUAGUUCAUCUAACUUUGAUCUUGGAAAAUCAUAUUUAGAUACUCAAACAAAUGAAUUUGUUUUAAGUGAAGACAACAAUCGAUCAGAUGAUGUAACUAAAUCAUUUACGUCACCAGAAUCUUUUGCAGAUUCUGAUUUCUUAAUUUCACAAGAAAAUAUAAAUACCUCAACUAGUAGUUUAUUUAAAUGGUCAAAUACAAAUAACAAAACCAAACUUUCUAACAGUAAAAAGUCCUCAAAUUCUAGAACUUCCGGUAGUAAAACAAAUACGACAAGCAGUACACGUAGAAGUCAGCAAUUGAGUUCAGUACAAAGGCAAGGUUUAUUGAGCAUGUACGGAUUUGAAAAAAGAAAAUUACUGUAAAAUUACGUCGCACAUGGAGAUUAUUAUAUGUCGAAGAAAGUGUGCUGUGCCAUGUGUUUAAUAA